UAGUUGGGAUAAGUGGGAAUAGAACACAGUCAGGAACUAAAAAACUCCAGAGCUGUAGUUGCAGUCAUAGAAGUUUGCGAAUGUUUAUUGGAACGAUGAAUCUGGGAAACGGCAAAUCAACCCACUAUUUUUGUAACGACCAAACCUGUGACCUAAGUUGGUUUGAUGGUUUUCGGAAACGCACCCCAGAUCAGUCUACUCCAAAUAAAAUAAAAGAUUUAUGUGUUUUAAUAUAUUUUAUGGAAACAUUAAGAAGUAUUAUUUGUAUUAUUUUAAAGCAUGUAUACUCAAAAACUACAGCAAUAAAAAGAAAAAAAAGACAUUAGCCUAUUUCAUUGUCAUGUUGUGUCAUCUCAGGGAUUCCCUACUCCACAAAGUCCACCAUAUUAUCAACCCCAUCCAUUUCAAUUUACUGGCAUUACAUGGGCAAAAACCAACAACUGUUGCAUCACUUCAGAAACUCCAUGUGUUGAUAUGUGAUGAUAAGCAGUUCUAUAUAAAGCUCUUGUUUCCUCUGGAGUUGCUGUAUCAUUUUUGUACAUCAUAUUUCUGCUAUAAUGUCUGCUUUUGUGGUUUUGGCUGCUCUGGGUCUGCUUGGGACCCUGCCAGACUGUGAUGAACUCACAAAACCACAGAGCUUGGAGGAUGACUACAAAAGCAUCAUGGGUAAAUGGAUCUUUCAUAAAGGUAUAGCAGAUCAUCAGUUAUUCACGCAGAUCCUGAAGACGGUAAACAGCUCAUGGAUUGAGUUUGGCCCGAGUCCUCUGGAAAACACUGUGACUCUCAGUCAAGGAAACAUGCUAAAUGGAAAGUGUGAAUUUAGCACCACCAAUGCAGCUAUUAAAGACAAUACCAUUUAUUCUGAUCACAACGGCACAUUAUCAGAGGGAAAGUUUCUGCUGUCCUGUCCUGACUGUCUCACCAUAAGCUUCGUCAGUCAGUUCAAAAACGAGACCAUUAAGACGCUGUACUUUUUCAAAAGAGACAGUAAAGUAGAAAAAGUGGAGACAGACAUGUACUGGAAGCAAGCUGAGUGUCUCGGGUUCAAGACUGAAGACCAGUACACUUAUGAUGGCGUAACAGAAUUCUGUCGUGCUGCCCAGGAUAGCUCAUCUGUCCAGGAGCCUUGAAGUUUGGACCGAUCAGAUCAAUAAUAAAAGGCUGCUUUUAGCGUCUGAGUUUGUAAACAUGAAAUAAAAAGUGAAAUUGAAUAAAGGUCAUUGUUAUUAAUAA
This is a messenger RNA of Danio rerio (zebrafish), 1233 nucleotides long. The record is from RefSeq and is a predicted model, not a curated record. Lineage: Eukaryota; Metazoa; Chordata; Actinopteri; Cypriniformes; Danionidae.